CCGUUAGUCAUUCGGGGAACGCCUUAAGACUAAUACAAGCUGCAGGACUGCUAACAGAUUCUCGUAAUCUUGACGGAAAGUUUGGGUUACUAUUGAUCUGUGUAAAUGUAAUGCUCUGAUUUGGGAUUUAAAAUGAGAGACAUCCUGAAGAAACUAAGAUGUGGGGGAGGCACAUCGGCGGCUGCAAAGAGGGCUAGUGAUACGUACGAAGAGCCGAAAGAUAGCGAAACAGAAGAAGACCAAAAUGGUUCUAAUGAAAUCGAAAGAGAUAGACAAGAAGAGGAAAAGAAGCAACUGAUUGAGGAAGAGCCGGUGGAUAAUACCAAGACAGAGAAGGUCAGCAGUGACGUCAUAGGUCAAGAUCAGAAUCAUGUAGAAGACGAGAAUUCAGUGAAGAAUGAGGAAGAAGUAGAGAAAAAGUCGGAAGAAAAAGUAGAAGAAGUGGAAGAAGAAAAUGAUGAAAAUCACUGUGAUGCAGCAGCAGAAGAAGAUGAACAGGAGGCAGAGGAAGGAGAAAAUUUAUUAAAGGAAGACGGCGAGAAGACGAAGGAAAGGAACGAAAAGAAGAGUAAAAAGAAAGAGGGAAGUCGCUGGAUAUGUGGGCUUGGAAAAAAGUCAAGCAAAGAAAAACCAGAAAAGAAAAAAAAGGAAGAAAAGAAAUCCAAAAAAAGUAAAAAUGAAAGUAGUGAAGAGGGAGAUAAAGAUGGACUUACUGAAAAUGAGAAAAAGCUUAUAAAUGGAGAUGAAGAAGAAGGUCAAGAAGAAGGAAAUGAGAAGGACUCAGAAGAAAAAAAAGAAGAUAACGAAGAAAAGGCAACAUCCGAAGGCAAAAAGGAAGAAACCAUUAUGAACGAAGAAGUUGUUGUUUUCGUGACUGAGAGCGAGGCCGUUGUAGAGGAAGCACACCAUACCGAGACAAAUGUAGAAGCAAAAGACCAAUAUUGCAUUAAAGGAGAUGGCCUAGUUAAGGGUGUCAAAGGAAAAGCAACGUCAUUUCAAAUAACCUCAAAUAACGAAGACGUUUUCAGUUUUACAUGCAAAGUUCAAGAUGCCAAUGGAAAUGAGGUUGCUGUUGAAAUCGAAAGCGUCGAAGGCAACGUCCACAAAGCAACAUAUUUUCCCAGUACAUCAGGCUUACACUCAAUCGAGGCUCUCUGGAAAGGGGAGCCAGUAGCUGGUAGCCCUUUUCAAGUCAACAUUACUGAAAAUGAAGGUGAAUAAGGUUUUGGUGAAAAGAGACGUUAGAGAGAGUAUUUUAACGUUACCUUUGUCACAUUCCUAGGACAUUAUUUUACAGAUUGCUAAACUUGUGCUAACUUAAGCUAAAAUAAAUUGUAAACUGGAUUUACUUUUUGAAUUUAACUUAGAAACCAGAGAAGAUAAAGCCAUGUUGACAGGCUUAUAACCAGCUAGACAGGAUAAUGAGCAAUUUCCUUAGAUAUUUGCUGUUUUAACUAAUCAUCUAGUUUUGCUGCAUACAUAUAUAAUAUAAUUAGAGGCAAACUAUAUUUUCACUCUGACAACUGCUGCGUU
Molecule: messenger RNA, 1533 nt
Organism: Rhopilema esculentum
Lineage: Eukaryota; Metazoa; Cnidaria; Scyphozoa; Rhizostomeae; Rhizostomatidae
Molecular function (GO): protein binding
Source: RefSeq, a predicted model, not a curated record